Molecule: messenger RNA, 1947 nt
Organism: Puma concolor (puma)
Lineage: Eukaryota; Metazoa; Chordata; Mammalia; Carnivora; Felidae
Source: RefSeq, a predicted model, not a curated record
AUGCCAGCGCUGCUUGGUCUGGGAUCGCAGCUGGAGAACCACUGCAGAGCACUUGCCUUGAAACACGGCGGGUGGUUUGGUCCCCAGCUUUCCGACGGUUCGACAGAAGCUCUUGCAGAAAACAGCAUUGGCUGCAGCAGCAUCGGCCAGAUGGCUGCUGACAUCACAGGUGAUGGGUGCCCCCCACCCGGGCCCAGGCACUACCACCGCCUCCUGCAGCCGUGGUUCUGGUUCUGUGCCUCCCUGGCCGUCUCCACCUUCGACGGCUUGGGGGAUGACAUGGGUGUCCCCAACGCCAGCACCUGUCAGCGCCUCUCCUCUCGCCUCCUGCUCCCCCGCGUGCGGGCCUGCAGUUUCCUCACCCCGAGCCUUUUGGGCACUCGGCCCCCCCGCACCUCUGCACGCCCGCCGUGUCCGGUGGCCACACCUCAUGUCCUCCGAGCUCCUGACUCACACGCCCAAGUGCCUUCAGGGUUCCUGUGCGUGGACGCCUCGGGGAGUGUUCAAACAGAGCGUGUCCACAGUGGUGCCUCCCAGCUGGUCUCCCAAUCCCACCACCCUCCGUUUCGCGAUGUGCUCGCCCUGCCCAUCUUCAAGCAAGAGGAGCCACAGCUGUCCCCCGAGAGUGAGGCCCGCCUGCCGCCCCUGCAGUACGUGCUGUGUGCUGCCACGUCCCCGGCCGUGAAGCUGCACGAAGAGACCCUAACCUAUCUCAACCAAGGUCAGUCUUAUGAAAUCAGGCUGCUGGAGAAUCGGAAGCUGGGAGACUUUCAAGAUCUGAACACGAAAUAUGUCAAGAGCAUUAUCCGAGUGGUUUUCCACGACCGCCGGCUGCAGUACACGGAGCACCAGCAGCUGGAAGGAUGGCGGUGGAGCAGGCCCGGGGACCGGAUCCUGGACAUCGAUAUUCCACUGUCUGUUGGUAUCUUGGACCCCAGGGCCAGCCCGACCCAGCUGAACGCUGUCGAGUUUCUGUGGGAGCCUUCGAAGAGAGCCUCUGCAUUCAUUCAGGUGCACUGUAUCAGCACAGAAUUCACCCCGAGGAAGCACGGGGGUGAGAAGGGGGUGCCUUUCCGAGUGCAGAUUGACACAUUUAAGCAGAACGACAAUGGGGAAUACACAGAGCACUUGCACUCGGCCAGCUGCCAGAUCAAGGUGUUCAAGCCAAAGGGAGCUGACCGGAAACAGAAGACCGACCGGGAAAAGAUGGAGAAGAGAACUGCCCAAGAGAAGGAGAAGUACCAGCCGUCCUACGAGACCACCAUUCUCACAGAGUGCUCCCCGUGGCCCGACAUGGCCUAUCAGGUGAACAGCGCCCCGUCUCCCAGCUACAAUGGCUCUCCAAACAGCUUUGGCCUCGGCGAAGGGAACAGCUCUCCGACCCACCCAGUGGAGACCCUGCCCUUGGGCAAUGACCACCUGCUUCCAUCGGCCUCGAUCCAGGACGCCCAGCAGUGGCUGCACCGAAACAGAUUCUCACAGUUUUGCCGGCUCUUUGCCAGCUUCUCGGGUGCUGACUUGCUUAAGAUGUCUCGAGACGAUUUGGUCCAGAUCUGUGGCCCUGCCGAUGGGAUCCGGCUCUUUAAUGCCAUCAAAGGCCGGAAUGUGAGGCCGAAGAUGACCAUUUACGUCUGUCAGGAGCUGGAGCAGAACCGAGCGCCCCUGCAGCAGAAGCGGGAUGGCGGUGGGGACAGCAGUCUGUGUGUGUACCACGCCAUCUUCCUGGAGGAGCUGACCACCUUGGAGCUGGUUGAGAAGAUUGCCAACCUGUACAGCAUCUCCCCCCAGCACAUCCACCGAGUCUAUCGGCAGGGCCCCACCGGCAUCCACGUGGUGGUCAGCAACGAGAUGGUGCAGAAUUUCCAGGAUGAGUCUUGUUUUAUCCUCAGUACCUUGAAAGCUGAGAGUAAUGAUGGCUACCACGUCAUCCUGAAAUGUGGCCUCUGA